Molecule: messenger RNA, 387 nt
Organism: Rotaria socialis
Lineage: Eukaryota; Metazoa; Rotifera; Eurotatoria; Philodinida; Philodinidae
Source: the annotation of a GenBank genome assembly
AUGCCUUCAACCUCAAGUCUUGGUUCAAAUUAUACAUUUGGAUCAAAUUUCUCAGGUUCGUUUACAUUAGGUAUUUUACUUGAUGGUGGUAUUAAAACGUUUUCAAAAGUGACAUUCAUUGUACGACAGACUGGUAAAUUCAGCACUAUUAUUUGUUGGCUUGGUAACAUUGUGCCAACAGCUAAUAUAUGUUCACUCGUUGGUGGAUGUGGUCUCUAUAUUCCAUCUGGGUGUGCAUUAUUAACAAGCAGUCUUAAUGGCCAAUUGAACAUUAACUUCAAUUUAAUAACGAUUGUUAGUGGUGGAUCUCUUGGCUUAGGAUCUAACGGUGUUCACAUUGCACUUAAAUUCAAGUUUACAUUAGAACUUGAUUGCUUGGAACAUUAA